This is a messenger RNA of Paramacrobiotus metropolitanus, 3546 nucleotides long. RefSeq lists its product as uncharacterized. Gene Ontology annotation, molecular function: DNA binding; nucleotide binding; DNA-directed DNA polymerase activity. The transcript is spliced from 8 exons. Bases 1 to 3546 code for a protein of 1181 amino acids. Gene Ontology annotation, biological process: DNA replication. The record is from RefSeq and is a predicted model, not a curated record. NCBI's taxonomy places the organism in Eukaryota, Metazoa, Tardigrada, Eutardigrada, Parachela, Macrobiotidae.
AUGGACGACCUAGUCACCGACGUGCCUUAUGCAGUGGAAGAUUUACUUAACGUGGAGUGUACGGUUUCCGAGCUGGAUAAGAUUCCUUUUUCCGACGUCCCUAUCGCCAUAACGCAGAUCAUUGAGAACUUGCUAGAUACACUUCUGGUCAAUGUGGGUCAAACCGAAAUGGUUCGAAUGCGACUCGACUCUAAUUGUUUGAACCGACCAAUUUGGACGCCACCGAUACAACGUUCCCAGCUUACCGUAAAGCGCUGGAUGGCCGAAGUAGCCCGUGUACUUAAUUCCUACGAGCAGUUUGUAAUCGAUGAGUCCUUUGAGAUAUCCUUGCAAUAUACCGAUAUUCCGAAAGGAACGUGUGUACGUGAAGUGCCCGCCCUCCUGCAACGGAGACUAGAAAAGAUGAAAUCGGUCGUGCUCAUUAAGAAUUCGGAUCAAAUUUGCUUGGCACGCGCACUGGUUAUCGGGAAAGCUCAUGCCGAUGGAAACAACAACCUUUACCGCAAGUUAAUGCGUGGGAAAAAACUGCAGACAAGAGAAGCGCAAUGCCUUGUUCAUCGAGCUGGAUUUGUUGAACAAGAAUUCAAUUUACGGCACGUCCACAAAUUUCAAGAGAUCCUGCAUAAAUACCAAAUCAUUGUUGUUAGUGUCGACCAUGCAAACCUUAUAGUUUUCAACGGACCGGUCCAGGAGAAAAAGAUCAUUCUGUUACAUCAUGACCGCCAUUUUGAUUUACUGAACUCACUCCCGGCAUUCUUUAAAAAAAAAUAUUGGUGCUAUUCCUGCAACAAAGGAUACUCUGAUCGAAGAGACCAUCGUUGCUCCAGCAUCUGCAAAGCUUGCCUUCUGUCAUCCUGCACGUCUAGCACGGCUGCCAUGGUGCACUGUGAAGAGUGUAACCGAGACUUUUUCGGACAAGAAUGUUACGCACAACAUAAAAAAGCCGGCACCAGAGACAAACCAACCAGAAAAAGCAUCUGCAGCACUGUAUUUUUCUGUAAACAAUGUUUGCGAAUAGUUUCCCUCAAAGGACGAAGGAACGGUAAUAUUCAUCAAUGUGGAGAAGUGUUCUGCAAAACCUGUCAGAAACAUGAAUUGCCUCAAGUACAUCGGUGCUACAUGAAGCCUCAUAACGUUAAUCUUGAAGAACUAGAACUCAAUUCAAACGCCGAAUUUCUGUAUUUUGAUUUCGAAACAUAUGUGGAAGGAAACGGAAUUUUGGUGCCCAACCUAGCAGUUGUUCAAGAUGAUAACGGAAAUGAAUGGGUGUUUCCCAGCGAAGAAGAACCUUUGAACGGAGAUAUUACCAAUCAAUUAUGUACGUUCCUUUUCAGUGAAGAUCAUCGCGACCAUUACAUCAUCGCACACAAUUUCAAAAACGGAAUCGUACCAAAGGUCAUUUUGAACGGUGGCAAAAUUCUGCAACUGGAUGUGCCGCAAUUGAACAUUCGGUUUCGAGAUAGUAUCAACUACAACCCACAAAGCCUUGCAAAAUGGCCAGCGACAUUCGGUUUGCCAGAAAUCAGUAAGGGAACCUUUCCGCACCGGUUUAACCGAAAAGAAAACUGGAAUUGCAUCGUUCCAUUUCCCUCAAUGGAUGAGUACGGUUACAAUGCUAUGAAUGCCAAAUCUAAAGAUUCAUUUCAACGCUGGUAUGAAAAAGAGAGGCUUGAAAAAAAUAAUCUUUUUGAUUUUCGUAAAGAGUUUGUGGACUACUGCAAGAUGGACGUCACGGUUUUACGACUCUGUUGCCAGCAAUUUCGAAAGCUAUUUCAAGAGAUUAGUCAAGGAUUAUGUCCGUUUGUCUCCUCGUUAACUAUCGCGGGAUUGUGUAACCGGUAUUGGAGAUCGUUUAUGUUGAAACCAGAACAAAUUGCACUAUUACCGCAUGGACUUAAUGCAAGGAAUCGGCAUCAAUCCGUGAAGGCUAAGAAAUGGCUUUCUUGGAUGGAAGAGGAUGGCAACUGUACAAUUCAAUCUGCCAUCAAUGGUUCCGAACACCGCGUCGGACCCUACUUUGUCGAUGGAUACAGAAAUGACAUCAACAUGGUCUAUGAAUUCUACGGAUGCACAUUUCAUGGCUGCCCGAAAUGUGUAGCGCCUAAAACUGUCCAUCCGUUUCGCAAUCUUCCAAUGACCGAUGUCUACCAAGAAACCCUUGAUCGCGAAAAUUACAUUCGUACACAGGGUUACGGGCUCACCUCUAUUUGGGAGCAUGAGUACGACGAAGAACUCAAAACAAAUCCAGAAAUGAAGGCCUAUAUUACGCGGCAGCAUUUUACCGAACGCCUAAACCCACGGGAUGCUUUCUAUGGAGGGAGAACAAACGCCGUGAAACUUUUUCAUGAAGUGUCCGAGGAUGAAAAAAUCUGCUAUUUUGACGUCAACAGCGAGUAUCCCUUCGUUAACAAAAAACAGACGAUUUUACCCCCUGGUGAUCUGCAGCUUCCGGUGUUACCGUAUCGAUGCGGAGGAAAGUUGACUUUUCCUUUAUGCCGAACAUGUAUGGAAAAGCAUCAAAAUAGCAGAUGCGAGCACGCGGACUGCGAUCGUACUAUCACCGGCACGUGGUGCACACCAGAAAUCAUCAAAGCCUUGGAUAAGGGCUACACAGUUGUGAGAAUUUUUGAAGUGUGGCAUUUCGACAAGUACGAAGACCGGUUGUUUGAGGAAUAUAUCAACCGGUUCCUUAAACUCAAGACCGAGGCUAGCGGUUGGCCGACCGAGAUUCAGAGCGAGAGGGAGAAGCAGAAAUACAUAACCGAUUUCAAAAAUCAUGAAAACGUGGAUCUGGAGUACAACAAAAUCAAUCCUAAUCCCGGUUUGAGAGCUUUAGCGAAGCUGUGUUUGAACAGCUUUUGGGGUCGGCUUGGAAUGCAGGACAACAAAUUGAAUACAAUGUACAUCAGCGAGCCAGAAAAAUUUUAUGACAUGUUGCUCUCUGGGAAAUAUCACGUUCACUCCUGGGACCUUUUUAACGAUGACGUUGUGCAGAUCACCUACACUACCGAAAGCAAUUUUGUGGAUCGGAAUCCGAACACCAAUGUGAUUCUUGCAGCGUUUACAACAUGCUGGGCUCGCCUUCACUUGCUGAACUUCAUGGAAAUGGUGGAAGGUCGUUUGUUAUAUUUCGAUACAGAUUCCAUAUUUUUUGUAAGCCGACCGGGUUUUGCGGAUCCACCGACGGGUAUGUUUCUUGGCGACCUUACCAAUGAAUUGAAACCGGGCCAGCAUAUUGUACAGUUCGUUAGCUUGGGAGCAAAAACUUAUUCCUACGUCACCAAUGAUGGAGACAGUGUUGUGAAAGUUAAAGGAUUCACGAUAAACAAGCGAACGAGUGAACAGAUCAACUUUAAGACUAUGUUGGACAUGUUGUCGAACCGAAAAAUUGUUACUGUGGAUUAUCCUGAUGUUCUGCAGCGUAACAAAGCUAGUAUGACAAUCCGAAAUGUGAACAUGGUAAAGAGAUUUCAAGUGACGUAUGAUAAACGUCGCAUUUUUGAUAGUGAGUACAAUACUGUUCCAUACGGAUAUAUUCUAGGUUAA